Vombatus ursinus (common wombat) is the source of this 5349-nucleotide messenger RNA. RefSeq names its product par-3 family cell polarity regulator (gene PARD3). The record is from RefSeq and is a predicted model, not a curated record. NCBI's taxonomy places the organism in Eukaryota, Metazoa, Chordata, Mammalia, Diprotodontia, Vombatidae. The coding region runs from base 294 to 3587 and encodes 1097 amino acids. Gene Ontology annotation, molecular function: protein binding; phosphatidylinositol binding. Gene Ontology annotation, cellular component: apical plasma membrane; apical junction complex; cell cortex. The transcript is spliced from 22 exons. Gene Ontology annotation, biological process: intracellular protein localization; establishment of centrosome localization; cell adhesion.
GGCCUCAGCCCCGCAGCUCUCGCUCGCUCGCUCUCUCUCUCUCUCACACACACACACACACACAAACACACACACACACACAAGCUUACACUCGGGGCACACACACACACACACACACCGUACAACUGUGUGCCAUAACAUUGCACUGGGCGGCGACGUUACACCGCCGCCUCCUCCUUUUCCUCCUCCUCCUCCUGCCGGAGUGUCGCUUUGGGGAGGGGGUCUGGGGAGGAGGGAGGGGGGCCCAGAGACCGGAGCAGAGGGACCGCGGCGGCGGCUGCGACGGCGGCAGCAUGAAAGUGACCGUGUGUUUCGGGCGGACCCGGGUGGUCGUGCCGUGUGGAGAUGGGAAUAUGAAAGUUUCCAGCCUCAUCGAGCAAGCGGUGACUCGUUACAAGAAGGCCAUCGGCAAGGAUCCAAAUUAUUGGAUAAAAGUUCAUCGUUUGGAGCAUGGUGAUGGUGGGAUCCUCGACCUGGAUGACACCCUCUGUGAUGUAGCUGAUGACAAAGACAGACUGGUCGCUAUAUUUGAUGAACAAGAUCCACAUCAUGGAGGUGAUGGUACCAGCGCCAGUUCCACUGGCACUCAGAGUCCAGAGAUUUUUGGCAGUGAGCUUAGCGCCAACAAUGUUUCAGCCUUUCAACCCUACCAAGCAGCAAGUGAAAUUGAGGUCACGCCUUCCGUUCUUCGUGCAACUUUUUCUCAUAAUGUGUAUGAUGACCCAAAAGAUGAAAACUACCGAAGCCUCCCACGGGAUACUAGUAACUGGAAUAACCAGUUUCAGAGAGAUAAUGCUCGCUCAUCAUUGAGUGCCAGUCAUCCCAUGGUGGACAAGUGGCUGGAAAGGCAAGAACAGUCUCUUGGAUUCCCUGUCUACAUCUGUUCUUUGGAGCCAACCAGGUUUGAUUCCACUUUCAUGGGACAACCGCUCUUCAAAACUCUGGGGUUAUUAGUGAAACGACUGGAAAAAGGCGGUAAGGCUGAACAAGAAAACCUUUUUCAUGAGAAUGAUUGCAUUGUCAGGAUUAACGAUGGAGACCUUCGCAACAGAAGAUUUGAACAAGCACAACAUAUGUUUCGCCAAGCCAUGCGUACACCCAUCAUUUGGUUCCAUGUGGUCCCUGCGGCAAAGAAAGAACAGUAUGAACAACUAUCUCAAAGUGAGAAGAACAAUUACUAUUCAAACCGCUUCAACCCCGACACACAGUAUAUGGAUAACAAGAGUGUUAAUAGUGCAGGACUUCCUGGACUCCAAAGAAUACCCAGACUGAAUCAUCAGGCUGACCAAACAGACUCUUACUCACACCUACCUCAUAGUGCCAACAUGGCAGGAAAACUGCCAUCAACUGUGUCUCCCUCACAGCAAAAUGUCCUUAGUCCAACUCCAAGCAGUGGUUAUAACACCAAAAAAAUAGGAAAGAGGCUUAAUAUCCAGCUUAAGAAAGGUUCAGAAGGUUUGGGUUUUAGCAUCACUUCCAGAGAUGUUCCAGUUGGUGGCUCAGCUCCAAUUUAUGUGAAAAAUAUCCUUCCCAGAGGGGCUGCUAUUCAAGAUGGUAGACUAAAAGCAGGAGAUAGGCUUGUGGAGGUAAAUGGAGUAGAUUUAACAGGCAGAACCCAAGAGGAGGUUGUCUCCUUGCUUAGAAGCACCAAGAUGGGAGGAACUGUGAGCCUUCUUGUCAUUCGCCAGGAAGAAGCCUUCCAUCCAAGGGAAAUGAAUGCAGAACCAAGUCAGAUGCAGAUUCCCAAAGAAACGAAAGCAGAAGAUGAGGAUCUUGUUCUUACACCUGAUGGCACUAGGGAAUUUCUGACAUUUGAAGUUCCACUUAAUGACUCUGGAUCUGCUGGUCUUGGAGUCAGUGUUAAAGGCAACCGGUCCAAAGAAAACCAUGCAGAUUUGGGGAUCUUUGUCAAGUCAAUUAUUAAUGGAGGAGCAGCAUCCAAGGAUGGAAGGCUUCGAGUGAAUGAUCAACUGAUAGCAGUAAAUGGAGAAUCCCUGUUGGGCAAGACAAAUCAAGAUGCCAUGGAAACACUAAGAAGGUCCAUGUCUACAGAGGGAAACAAGCGAGGAAUGAUUCAGCUUAUUGUAGCAAGGAGAAUAAGCAAAUGCAAUGAGGUGAAGUCACCUGGGAGCCCCUCUGGGCCAGAACUGCCUAUUGAAACUGUGCUGGAUGACAGGGAAAGAAGAAUUUCCCACUCCCUCUACAGUGGGAUUGACAGUCUUGAUGAGUCUCCUACAAGAAAUGUUGCACUCAGUAGGAUAAUGGGUAAAUACCAGCUGUCUCCAACAGUGAACAUGCCCCAAGAUGACACUGUUAUCAUAGAAGAUGACAGACUGCCAGUAUUCCCUCCUCAUCUUUCGGACCAAUCAUCCUCUAGCUCCCAUGAUGAUGUGGGAUUUGCGAUAACAGAUGCUGGAGCAUGGGCUAAAGCCACAAUUAGUGAUUCAGCAGACUGUUCUUUGAGUCCAGAUGCCGAUCCUGUUCUUGCUUUUCAACGAGAAGGAUUUGGACGCCAGAUAGCUGACGAGACUAAACUCAAUACUGUGGAUGACCAGAAAACAGGUAAGAAUGGACAGUUUGGCAAACAUCGAAAAGAUGACAAGAUUGAGAAAUCGGGUAAAAUAAAAGUACAGGAAGCCCUUACUUCAGAAGAGGAGAGAAUACGAAUGAAGCAAGAACAGGAGAGGAUUCAAGCCAAAACUCGAGAAUUUCGAGAAAGACAAGCUCGAGAGCGUGACUAUGCUGAAAUCCAUGAUUUUAAUCGGACUCUUGGUGGGGAAGGUGACUCAUCAUAUGCUGGAAUAUCUUCCUAUGAAACCUCCAUGAACAGUGGGGCGAUGACUUUCAAUGCCAGGCCCCAGAGCCCCAGAGAAGGACAAACCACGGACGCUUUAUACGCGCAAGUAAAGAAGCCUCGAAAUUCCAAACCUUCACCAGUCGACAGCAACAGAUCCACUCCUAGCAACCAUGAUCGGAUACAGCGUCUGAGGCAAGAAUUUCAGCAAGCAAAGCAAGAUGAGGAUGUCGAAGAUCGAAGACGUACCUAUAGUUUUGAACAACCCUGGCCAAACACUAAAGUAUACACACAGAGUGGAAGACAUUCAGUUUCUGUGGAAGUGCAGAUGCAGAGGCAGAGGCAAGAAGAGAGAGAGAGCUUUCAGCAAGCCCAGCGCCAAUACAGCUCAUUACCAAGGCAAAGCAGAAAGAAUGCCAGCUCUGUGUCUCAAGAUUCCUGGGAACAGAACUACUCUCCUGGAGAAGGCUUCCAGAGUGCAAAGGAGAAUCCCAGAUACUCCAGCUACCAGGGCUCAAGAAAUGGCUACAUGGGAGGGCAUGGCUUUAAUGCCAGGGUGAUGUUGGAAACCCAGGAACUUCUUCGCCAGGAACAGAGGCGGAAAGAGCAGCAGCUGAAAAAAAAGCCACCUUCUGAUGGACCUAACAACUAUGACUCCUACAAGAAAGUCCAGGACCCCAAUUAUGGCUCUCCCAAAGGACCUUUCCGGCAAGAUGUGCCCCCCUCCCCAUCUCAGGUAGCCAGGUUAAACAGAUUGCAAACCCCAGAAAAAGGAAGACCGUUUUAUUCUUGAGUGGGUGAGGGGGCACAUACCUCCAUGCAAUGCAAUAAAGGACAUUUUCCUUUGAAGACUUGUAUUUUGGAAGGUUUUUAAAAAACUCGAUGGUACUACGGAAUAUCUCUGUUGUCUGAAUCAGUGCCUUUAGCAAUUUGGGCAAAGGAGUGGUGGGCCUUAAUGUCUUUGCCACUGUGUCUCAAGUGUUAUUUUCAUGGAAGGAUUUUCCCUCGCCCGCCAAUCGACAAUCGUCCUGUUAAGUAUGCUCAGCAUCUCCCCUGAGUAUUGACCAUCUUUGCCCAGUCCAUUAGCUGUCAAUGACUCAUUAUUAUGGUUUGCAGCAAUGUGUUCUACUCUGCAGUGGAAUUUUAAUACAACAGCCUAUCUAGCCUUGCAGAAUAAAAUGAACCUGGAAUUGGGGAUGGUAUUUCUCCAUCCUUCUUUCUUUUAACUCCUCUUGGGUGAGAGGGGAGCCCGAAAGAACAAGAUCCACCAGAAAUCACAGCUUUAAGAUACUUCCAAGUAGGAUCAUUUAUGGUACUUUUUGAUCAAUAUUUAAGUAUUGAAAUAUGGUUUUCCCUUCUUUAUCUCAUAUUGUUUUCAAAGAUGAAUCUCCUUCAUUCUAAUACAAAAUCACACUGUGACACUUUUCAGUUAUCCUAAGGUUCCUUUUACAUUUACUUUAUAUCAACUAGAAUCUUAUCAAGAAGGGAAGCAUCAAAGACCAUAUAUAUUUAUAAAUACAACUUCCCAAUCAAAUCCACAGUGACAGUUUGCUUUUCCCCUGUCAUUUAUCAUAGGGAAGAGGGGGGAGGUGGAAGGGAUUGUUGGAGGAGGGGUAGGCACAUCUGCCUCAAUGCAUUUUGUUGUGUGAAAAUGGUAUCAGGAAAAAAAAGAAGAAAGAAUUCUCUUAGAAUGAGUCUAGAGUCCAAUACAUGAUGGUAAUUACUUUAAUUAGUUUUUGUUUUGACAGGUCUGGGAGGGAGGGCAAAGAGCAGGACAAAGAGAAAUGAGAUAGUCGCUUUGGAGAGCUAAAAGCGAAUAUGUUUUCUACCUUUUUUUUUCCUGAAGUCUUGUUAUAACUGACAUUUGGUCUGUACUUCCUUAUUAAAAAAAUCUAUAUUGUGAUACCACAUUAAAAAAUUUUUACACAUAUGAAGAAAAUAAAGGAUAUGUGGAAGGAAAUUGUUGCAUAUCCUACCAAAUGCACAUCAGUGUCCAAAAAAAAAAUCAUAAAAACAACUUGAUUGCUCUUAACGGCAUCAUUUUUCAUGUGUACAAUGAGAAGGAGAAUCUCUAGUGCAACAGCUGUUUUUAUAUUUGUGGGUCUGAUCUUCAUGUAUGUAAAACAGAGCUGGGUUGCUAAAGUGCCUGCAAAUCCUGAUGUAGAGGAAGGGAAAGCCUGAGGUUAAAGCUCAGCAUAUCAUGUACAAAAAAAAAAAAAAAGAAAAGAAAAAGUGGGGGGGGAUAAAAAGCAGAAUCAUGUAUUGUGGAAUCUAAAAUAUGCCUAUUUUUUUUUUACUGGCACAUUUUAUUUUAUUUUUGUGGCAUUUUUUUUUUUCCAAACCUAUGUGAAACUAUGUGAAGCCAGCUUUGUGUACCUGUGUCUUUUGUGCCUAAUUGUUAAUGGUUCUGUUUGUUAAUAACGUGCAACAGUGUUUAAAAGGUGUCACUAAUGUAAGCACGGUGACAGCGGCUCUUUCACACAGCCAUUGUGCUGCUGUGGGAAAUGGCGUUCCCUGUACAUAUGAGACUUAUAAUAAAAGGCUUAUUUCUGUUC